Molecule: messenger RNA, 4960 nt
Organism: Dinoponera quadriceps
Lineage: Eukaryota; Metazoa; Arthropoda; Insecta; Hymenoptera; Formicidae
Exons: 11
Coding region: 619-3840 (1073 amino acids)
Biological process (GO): regulation of transcription by RNA polymerase II; epidermal cell differentiation
Cellular component (GO): nucleus
Molecular function (GO): DNA-binding transcription factor activity, RNA polymerase II-specific; RNA polymerase II cis-regulatory region sequence-specific DNA binding
Source: RefSeq, a predicted model, not a curated record
UCGAGACUGCUCCGUUGUGACGGUGAGCAGUCGAGAGUCGCGCACGCACAGGAUAACUGUAAAUCCGAGUACGGUGAAGGAAGUGAGGAGGGACACAGCGGGAGGGAGAGAGAGAGAGAGAAAGGAAGGAAGGAAGAUACAUGACGCGACCGAUACGACGUGACGUUACCGCGUGUAAUCAUUGACAACCGCGAAUAAUCUGAUCAGCACGCUCUCGAGUUCAGUGUAAAAGGGAGAAGCUUGGACUCUGGCUUCGAGGCUGGUCCCUGAACCUUGGCUGGACCCGUCCAGGAGGGGGGAGGGGGGAAGAGGUCCCGUGUACUUGUGACCGCAGCUUUUUAGCUUUUCUUCUGACACGAAGCCGCGUUUGACAUUGUUGCAUUGCAACGUCGUCGUUCGUCCCCCGGUGAAACGCGCUCGCCCACGUGUGGAGCAAGGACAGGUGAUGGUGAAUCACUCUGCGUACGACGUAAACACAAAUGGAUUUGGUAGCGGGUUCUUCCUCGGGAUUCCGUGUGAACAUCUCGGGAAAAACGAGACUGCUGUGCAUCGCGAUUGACGUGCCGCGAGUGUGUGUAGGGUAAAUGACACAACAGCUCUGUGCGAAGGACCGUCAGGAUGCCGAAGAUCUUUCUGAUCAAGAACCGGCUGCAUCAGCAGCAGCAAAAGCUGCUGGAGUCGUCGCAACUGAAGUCGCAGGAGUCGUCGGGACAGAGUCCCCUCAGCAAAGAGGAGGAACCGCUCAGCAAGGAGGAGCCGCUCAGUCUCAUCGUCACCAAGAAUCAAUCGGAUCGUGACAAGAACGACUAUGACCGUGCGUCGACCCCGGAAUUACUGCGAAGCGCGAGCCCGGCGUUGUCGUCGCCGCCGUCGACGCCGCAAUCGUUGCAACCGGCUGCGAGUCCGUCGAGCGGCACCACUCGGCCCAGAUUCAUCUCGAGCUUCCUCGGCGGCGACGUGCCCUACGGCAGCCGGGGUCACGUGUUGACACGGGCGGAGCGCAAGGAGUACAGUAGUCCGCCGAUUGCGCCUGCGACUACGAGCGUUCCGCCGCGGUUCCUCUCGCAGCCCGACAAGGUAAUACUGCCGAGGCCGCAGACGCCGCCGAAGAUCCCGCAGGCCGAGCCACUCAGGAGGGUGUCGGUGAUCAAGAGGGUCCCGACCAAGGGGGAAUCCGCUGUCCCGAAGGACGUUCCGCAGGAUGCCCCGAAAGACGUCCCGCCGAAGGAAGUCCCGGAGAACGAGAGCAAGCUGGAGAUACCGAAUCCCGAACCGGAACAGGAGCAUCCGAUUGACUACGCGGUGCCGAAGAAGAGGAAGCGAGAGGACGAGGUCGACGAGGAGUGUCGCGAGGGCGCGAAAGCGUCUCGCCCGGUCGGCGGCUCGAUCGCCAGGCCUCUGUUGAGCGUGCAACUACCCGGGUCGCAGGUCGUGCAGGCGGCCGCGGGCCACGGCAGAUCCUCCAACUCGGGCAACAGCGGCUCUUCCAGCGGCGGCGGCGGCGGCGGUUCCAGCAGCGGCGGCGGCGGCGGCGGCGGUUCCUCUUCCUCAAGCAGCGGCGGUGGUAGCGGAAGUUACUGUGGCGGCGGUGGUGGAGGCGGCGGCGGAGCGAUGGCGGGUGGUUGCGGCGGCGGUAGCGGCGGCGGCGGCGGAGGCGGCGGUGCCGUCGGCGGCGGUGCUGGCGCGGGUGGCAUGAAUCCCGGUGGUAACGGGGGUCGCGGCAAUUACGGGCCAAGCUCGCCGCCGACCGGCUCCCUGCCGCCCUUCUACGAGUCCUUGAAGAUCGGGAACAAUCUCGCCAACUUCGCCAAUCAGUACAACAGCGCGCAGGGUGAGUGUGCGCCGCGCCCCACGUCUCUCUUGUUGAUGUUAUUAAUGCGUUCAUUACUGCGCGGUAACGGGAAAAGCAACUUUCAACGGGACUCGGUCUCGUCUCUCUUCUUCUUCUUCUGUAUUUUAUUUCACUUCAUUAAUAUUUCGUUUAGUUUCCUGUCGCUUUGCUUUAUUUCACUUCGUUGCGUUUUAUUUUAUUUUAAUUCCGUCGAUCAAGUGGUUUCAGGAAACACGUAUAUCACGCCGCUGCCGGCGGUCGGAAUAGAAUGCGACAUCGGCCAGCAGGACGUAAACUCCCAGCACGUGCAGUACAGCGCGCAGGAGGGCAAGCAGUACUCCCUGCUACAGAACGUCUGCGCCUCGUACGGUCUGACCUUCAAGGAGGAACAGGAGGAGCUGGCGGCCUACAAGAUGCAGUCCAACGACCUGCUGUCCGGCCAGUACGGCCCGUACGACGUAUCCGACUCGAGCAUCAUGGUGGACAUGGUGACCGGCGCGGUGGUGGAUCCGCUCCAGCUCACCGCCACCCUCACCUUCAACCCGUCCUCCGAUCACACGGCUCUGCUGGAAAGCCUGAGCGACGCUGACCUCUUGCUGCCUCGGCUGCAAGCCGAGGACGGCGGCAGCGAUCUCCUGGAGGACCCUCUGCACUCGCCCGGCUCGACCGGCAGCAGCGGGAUCGGCCAAGACGCCGGUCAGAUGACCACUCCCGUCGAGCCCAGCGUCGAUCCUUUCCCCGAGCACAGCAUGGCCUUGACCAGAGGCUUUGACACGAGACACUACACCACUCCGCAACACUACAACGCGUCCAAGCUCGGGCUGAGCUACGCGAGCGGCGAGCCGAAUUACCAGCCGCUCUCGAAGGAACGGCCGGAGCUGGCGCUGCAUAUCAAUCAGAAUCACCAGCACCAGCAGGACCAGCAGUUGCAGAUUCAGGUGCAGCUUCAGCAGCAGCAGAAGCAGCAGACCGCUAUGUCGCCGCAUCAGCAACAGCAGCAGCAGCAGCAACAGCAACAUCAGGCGCUCCUCAGCCCCGGCCUGAGUUUCACCGGCAACGGUUUAGAAUUAGACUCGAGCAGCAGCGUGGGUGGCAGCCUGCCGAGCCCCGGUGCGACCAGUUGCUCCUUGGACGGCGCCUCCACGAGGACCUCUCCGUCGUGCGCCCUGAUGGAACACGCGCACAGCCCGGUGGCGGUGGUGAGCGGGACUCAGGCAGCCGCGGGACCGGUCGGCGAGCCGCCGCUUUCGCAACGGGUCGGUGUACUCCAGCAAAGGCUUGGUUUACCGAAUGACUGUCAGAUAGAAUUUGUUAACGGCGGUCACGGCAUUAAGAAUCCUUUAGCCGUCGAGAGUCAGAGGCAGGCGGCGGCCACUCGGGACGAGGACAGAGCGAAUCGGACCCCACCCGGCAAGGACGACGUCUUCACCUGCCGCGUGUGCAGCAAGAACUUCAACCUGCAGCGGCUGCUCAAUCGUCACAUGAAAUGUCACAGCGAUGUGAAGCGCUACCUGUGCACAUUCUGCGGGAAGGGCUUCAACGACACCUUCGACCUUAAGAGGCACACGAGGACGCACACGGGGGUGCGGCCGUACAAGUGCUACCUCUGCGAGAAGAGCUUCACGCAGAGGUGCUCUCUGGAAAGUCACGGGGUGAAGGUUCACGGCGUGCAGCAUCAGUACGCGUAUAAAGAACGACGCGCUAAGGUCUACGUUUGCGAGGAAUGCGGACACACCACGCACGAGCCGGAGGUGCAUUAUCUUCACCUCAAGGAGAAGCACCCGUACAGCCCGUCGCUGCUGAAAUUCUACGACAAGCGGCACUUCAAGUUCACCAACAGCAACUUCGCCAACAUGCUGCUCCAGGGUGGCCUUCUGCAGCGGGACUCGCCGCGGAACACGACGCAGGACAGCUGCGGCCUGGCGGAGCGGCGGGAGACGAGCUCGAGCAACGCCGAGGCGACGCACCAGCCGUCCACGACGCUCGCCGGCCAGGCGUCCACCUUCUGAAUCGUUCAUCCCCUUCCCCCUCUCUCUCUCUCACCGCCUCUCCGUGUGUCCAGGACCGCCGAUCAGCCGAGAAGAGCCAACGGAUCCAGACCGGCGAUCGGGCAAGGCGGGGGGGAGGUGGGGUGGGAAAUUGAACGGAAAGACAUAAAGUACCUGCAUCAUGCGCACUCGCCGUAGCGAUAACGCCGCCGGGACGGACGGACGGACGUGGCGCGAAAUCGGCUGAUUCCGCUUCGGAGAUCGACUUCCCGAGGAAAGCCUGCGCGGGAAGAAGCCCCUCCGCGUUAGCGCUACGAGGCCUGCGCGAUGCUUCGCUGUGGAACGCACGUAAUGCGGAUACUUCUCGCACGAAGCCGCUCAGCCCGAGAUGAGUUAGGGAGCAGGCGUAGAAAAUAAGCGGAUGAGGAUAGAGAUAAGAAUGAGAGGUGGAGGGAGGAGGAGAGAGACUUUAGAGCCGCAGAGCGGCCGAAAUCGCGCGAUUGCGAACGUCGCCGUGGCGCGCAUACACUUCGUGCAAUCAAUCGGGAAAUCGAUUCUCACACUGUAUCUCGAAGACCUCUCCGUCCCGAUGCGCGGUGUACGGGUGUGUCGAGCCCGUCAUGUCGUUCUUCUCUCUCCUACGGUGCGGCUACAGCGCCGGCGAGAAAAAGCGACCGUGCAGUUUCUUCCCGUUUGUGGUGUACGUGGUCGUGGAACUCGGAGGAAAAACAAUGCGAGGUUUGUUGGGCUUCGGCUCGAGUUACAAACGAACCCGACACACGGCACCACGGGAUCCUCUCUCUUCCACCCGGGGCACCGCGUCGGACGAUCGUCGGACGGUCCGUCCGAUUUUUCCGGGCGUUUCUUCCCUCUAUAGUUUUAUUGCGUAUUUAACGUAUCUAGCGGAUUUAAUUUAAAGACAAAUCCUAGAACAAAGUUAGUUUUACCAGACACGGCCGCAACUCUCUGCAUAUUGGGAGCGCAUGCAUGCAUAUAGACGCGCAUCCAUGCUCGUACGACGUGCACGUGGGAAAAACAGCUCCGUCGGUGUAACUCGGAGUUUUCCCUUGCCCGGGGGACCAGACGGAAACUCGAUUGUGGGAGCGGGCAGAUUCCUCGAGCGACUCUCUGCUCGGUCAAU